Alnus glutinosa is the source of this 1687-nucleotide messenger RNA. RefSeq lists its product as uncharacterized. Bases 117 to 1532 code for a protein of 471 amino acids. Gene Ontology annotation, molecular function: protein binding. The transcript has 12 exons. NCBI's taxonomy places the organism in Eukaryota, Viridiplantae, Streptophyta, Magnoliopsida, Fagales, Betulaceae. The record is from RefSeq and is a predicted model, not a curated record.
UAGCCAGUUCAGUUCAGUUCAAGGAUCCGUUUCCCUCUUCCAGAAGCUUCAGGAAAAGCCACGCGAUUACAAGGGCUCUCUCUCUCUCUCUCUUGCUCUGCUUAGUCUAGAGCGCCAUGGCUACGGUUCCCAGCAAGCACGGUCGUGAUCAAACUCUGGAUUUCCAGGGGUUUUUGAAUGACUUGCAGGAUUGGGAGCUUUCUCUUAAGGACAAAGACAAGAAAAUGAAACCUCAAGCUCCUCAUAAGGAAAAAUCGGUUUCUUCUUCUCAGAGUACUGGAAAAACUCCGACAGAUGAUUAUUCAAGGAGUUAUACAGGAAAAACUGAUUACUCCAGAAACUAUGGAGUUAAUCCUAUAUCAAGUAGUUUCAUUACUGAAGAGAGUUUUCCAGAUGCUACUUCAGAGAAAGAACUGGGUAAUGAGUACUUUAAGAAGAAGAAGUUUAAGGAAGCUAUUGAAUGCUAUUCAAGAAGCAUUGCCUUGUCACCAACAGCAGUGGCUUAUGCAAAUAGGGCAAUGGCCUAUCUCAAAAUCAAAAGAUUCCAAGAGGCUGAGGAUGACUGUACAGAGGCUUUGAACUUAGAUGAUCGUUAUAUAAAAGCAUACUCACGUCGAGCAACAGCUAGAAAAGAACUCGGGAAAUAUAAAGAAGGCUUUGACGAUGCUGAGUUUGCCUUGAGGUUGGAGCCUCACAACCAAGAAAUUAAGAAACAGUAUACUGAGGCCAGAUCUUUGUAUGACAAAGAGAUUCUUAAGAAGGUGUCUGGACCGCUGAGAAGCCCUGCGCAAGGAAUUCAGAAAGUAGGAAGUUCAGAGAGCAAGGCUAAUGGACCUAGUGUUCAUCCUGUCUUAAGUAAUACUCAGAGGUCAGGAGUUGCUGCUGUUCAAGAUCACACCAAGGACAAUGAUGGGCUAUUCCCUGUGAGGGCAUCUGUAUCUGUGGAGGAAUUAGAAAGCAGAAGUGUGAAUGCUGGAAGAAGAAAAGAAGGACAAGAAGUUGAUGGUUCACAUGUAGAUGCUAUUCAGAGUUCUAGAGUAGACAGUCUUAAGAAAAAUUACAGUACUAGAAACCAAGAGCUGAAGAUGUCAGUGCAAGAGCUCGCUUCUCAGGCCACUUCUCGAGCCAUGGCUGAAGCUGCAAAAAACAUCACACCACCAAAUUCAGCUUAUCAAUUUGAGGUUUCUUGGCGGGGACUCUCUGGUGACCGUGCACUACAGGCUCGUUUGUUAAAGGCUGUAUCUCCAACUGCAUUACCUCAGAUAUUCAAAAACGCUUUGUCUUCUUCCCUACUAAUCGACAUUAUCAAGUGCGUUGCUACCUUUUUCAUUGAAGAAAUGGAUCUGGCUGUCAACUAUAUAGAUAAUUUAACCAAAGUCUCAAGAUUUGACCUGCUCAUCAUGUGCCUUACAUCUACAGACAGGGAUGAUCUCAGCAAGUUGUGGGAUGGAGUAUUUUGUAGUGAGGCAACUCCAAUCGAGUACGCAGAGAUGCUUGAUAACCUUCGUUCAAAAUACUUCCUCAAGCGGUGACAGAUAUGCCUUGAAAGAGAUAUUUUAGAGAUGGUGUUUGAGCUAUCGAGUUUUGCUUUUGUUCUAAGCAAUCAUCAUCAUAAAUCACUUAAACAAACUUGUUUGUCUUAAUCUUAUUGGUAGACCAUUAUAAAUAAUUUUUUUUCCCCCCUCAA